UCUAUUGGUGUGUUAGGACUAGCGAGCGUACGCCGCUGUUACCCCUCCUGCAGCCUUCACUGCUACAACAACGACGAGCCUGCUUUCUUCAACAAGUAGCACGCGCCGUUGCGCUUAUCUGUAGUUGUUGCAACCGCUGCGUGCCACUGACAAUAAUAAGACAGUGCCUGCUGCAGCUGCUAGAGGGCGACCGACGUCGCGCAUCAACUAGCAGAGCUGCGGUUCGCUUGUCAGCGGAACGAGCGAACGUGUACGUCCAUGUCGAGCCGAGCCAGGCACCAGGUCCGGCCGGGCAAAGUAAGUGCAAGCAACAGCGAUCCAAUCGGUAGAAAGCAAGUAAAAGCCGGAGUAGGGCGAGCGGAUUGCUGGGCUGACCAAGCAGCCCUACGCGGUGGUAAUCGACAGAGAGGUAAGAAGGCUUGGUGGAAACUGUUUUAUUGCUGUGGCUAAAAAGUCAGUCGUCCAGUUCCAGCUAAUACUGCAAUGUGCGAGCCGUACCAUGAUCUUGUACUCUGAAAGAACAGCUACAGCUUACUCGACGGCCAAUCUCUCAGGGUGGACAGUUAAGUAACGGAAGUCGGCGAAAGCCAGGGACAGAAGCCAGCCUGCUUGGUAGAGGUCCGUUGAAAAGUGCAAAAGCUUAGAGCCAAGAGCCUAAAGCCGUUAUCCGCCUAGCAACAAGCAGUUUAGAGGUGGUUCAGCUGUACGCGCUGCUGGUUAGUUUAUCGUGGGGCAUUGGCAAGGUGGCAUCGAUAGCAUUCAUGGUUGUCAACGCCCAACUUCGUACGGUCAACGUCGAACGUACGUGGCAGGGAGUUUUAACCGAGGGGCAAUUCAACCUCAUAACAUUAACAGAGGCAUCACAACUACUAAUUAACUUGUUAGCUUCAUGGUGCUGCUACAACGUUUAUUGUUGUUAGAUCUACGUUUGACAGUAAUUGUGGCUUCCUGUCAGGUUGCAGGAGGCCGUUCAGGAGUUCACCUCGACGAGACCAGAAACAGAAACCGCUUUAAGGCAACGAGAAAACAACUGUGCUUAGAAAAAUGAAGAAAGCUACCAGACGUUUUUUAGUGCAAAUCGUAAGCUACAUUUUCGCAAACGCUGAAUUCGUAGAGCCAAACAUAUCAAAUUAAGUUUCGUCAACUUCACAACUUCAAGGUUCAGUUGUUUGCAAGCGAGAACCACACUUAUUUAAUGAAGUCAAAUUGCGCUCACUAGCGAUAAAGCCGACUCUCAAAAUUUUAGCUACUAUUUCCUGUCAUAAAGGCACUUGGAAUUCGCAAGUGUCUCUGAGGUAUUCUCGCUUUUCUACGCUAAACAACAGCUACAUCUUGUUAAUAUUAUGAAGACACUGCUAUUAUUGAAUCGUGACGCGCGAAAGGCAUAGAUUUUACAGUGUUUCAGUUAGAAAAUUGUGAAGGCUGCCGCCUAAGGCAGCCGCGUAGAACUAAAACCUUAACCAGGGUGUUUCAAGUGUUUGUGCUCAAUGCUAUCCUAGUUGCUAGAAGUUCUCGUCAAGAAAAAUGACAGUGACAUCGACAAACGCGGCCACAAGCACGCCAGCCAAAAUCCGGUCUGCGUAGUCCUUUGAAGAGAAAUAGGCCUCUUAGAUGCAACGUCCGUAGUAAUAGUCAUCACAACACUGCGCGAAUCUGCAGACGGCAACUUCUACAUUUCGUCAGCUAACGGCUAAUGCGCUCGACAGUCGACUAGGAGUAGUUUAACGAAAAAUAAGAAAAUUAGAAGCGAUCGUUAUAUGAGACAGUGAACUGUGUCGGAAAAACUUUUUUUUUUUUGUGUUCUUUCAAGAAAACUCUGUCGAAAAUGGGGACAAGAUCAAGUAGAAUUGAUUCAAUGUAGAGCUGACAGUCCGGGACAAUUCUGACGUACUGUAAAAUCGUAUCGCUAAAAAUCCAAACUCAUAAACAACAAUUGUAUACAAAAUCAACAAAGACUAAUACGUCCAAGAUCAACACACACAGAGAAGUGCGGCAGACGGGCCAGGGCUUCUCCAUCGGAUCAGGAUCGACGGAGCCCCUCUAAGUCAGCCAAGCUAAGCCCGCCAGCGGAGUAAAUCCGAUCGUAGCGAUCAAAACGUAACCAGUUCUCGACGGCGUGAGCUAGCGAGUAGCUGAGAGUCUGGGAGGAGCUCACUUUUCUCGAAGGAAGACACGAAGCAGAGACACAGUUUGUCUGGCUUCCCAACGAGUGCUAUUCUCGGGUAGAUCGCCCGACAAACGCUCCGAACCCCUAUUCCGAUCUUUUGCGGCCGCCGCCUAUACAGCCAGCAAGCACUGUUUUGCAAACACACAUCGUAAUUUACAGAAUAGUACACACGAAUAAAUACAUACGUACACAAAAGCUCGCGGGCACAAACGCACCGAAUUCCGUGACGUUCAAGCGACACACUUCCAGCUAACGUUGGAUUUCGCGACUAUUUUAAUUGAAUCCUGCCGGCAUCCGCUUCGACUCUAGCGAUCUAGCGUUAUCCCACCCGUUCUCCCCGUUUAAUUAAUUGGAGGCAGUGGCAGUAGCUAUAAAAGUAACAGUAAAAAUUGUAGUAGGAAGCUCUAACGGCAAGCAGACUCUUCUUAUGCAGUUCUAUUCAACAAAAGACUACGUCGUAACCAGCUAUCCGUCACAAAAACACUAGGUUCUUGUCAUAAACCACCAGCUUAUUUUCUAAUUGGCAACGGAACAUCGAUUUUUAUAAUUUUUUCAGAAUAUAUUUCCGCACCGAAUUACAAUUAGAAAUUAAUUAAAGUUUGCUACCUAUUGGCAUUGUGUUGUUUAAUUAACUUUAGGUUAAUUCAUUGCUUACUAACCACCCAUUACAGUUCACUUCUCAAUACUCAAAACGAGGUCAAUAACUUCACAAAAUCAUAUUAUACAAAUAUACAAUCAACAUCUCCAUUCAACUAGGUUUAGACAAUCUUACAAAAAAGCACCAGGUCGACAAGCGACUAGGCAAGUAUCGACUUAGUAUUCCUGUUACCUGUGUCAACCUUCCACUAUUUAUAGUGGGUCGAGUUGCGUUUGGUUUACCUCAACAUCUUACAUCCCCGAAAAGCAAUGAUGUUUAGCAAAAAAAAUAUAGUGUGACCAAACAACAGUCGAAACAAAAGCGUCGCUUCUGCUAGUGUCGUUCAGCGCUUACCGAGAAGAAUCUCGACGGAAGUACAGCCCCGCGCCCACAGGCUGGCUUCGACCGUUGAGAAAAACUGGGUGGGUCGACCAACAGCGGCGCGCAAAAGCUCGAACGAGCGCAGCGCCCCCAAUAUUACUUCGCUAUAAAAAGCAGGGAUGGUGCAUUCGCGCGCCGAAGACAUGCCCUUGGAGACUCCUAACAGCGAGUGGCCAGGCGGUCCAGAGCAGCCAUCGCUAUCGCAGAUACUGGCGCAGCUAGAGGACUCGAGGCCUGGCGACGAGGUCCGAUCAUCCCGGCACAAAGACACUUCGGCCUACUCAGAGGCAGGAUCCUCAGAAACAGACAACCCACCGGCUAAGAGGCAGCUGCUCUCAGAGGGUGAGGAUGACUCUAGUUCGUCUCAGCAGAGUGGCAGCGCGUACAAUUCGCGGUGCGGAAGUGUCAGAGGUGGAUGUGGCAACGGCAGCGGCGUUAAUGGGGUCGGUGGCGUUGGUGCUGCUAGUGGUGGUAUAGGUAAACGCCAGGCAGGUGGCGUUGGCGGCGGAGGCGCGGGCUCCCAGAGCGGCGCCCACGGCGCCCUCUCCGCCGGGGGGAACUCUCGCAGGCGGAGGACGACGCUGAGCGCGCGCGAACGGAACCUGCGCCGCCUGGAGUCCAACGAACGCGAACGAAUGCGAAUGCACUCCCUCAACGAUGCCUUCCAGGCGCUACGCGAGGUCAUUCCACAUGUGGCGAUGGAGCGCAAGCUGUCCAAGAUUGAGACGCUUACCCUUGCCAAGAACUAUAUCAUGGCAUUGACAAACGUCAUAUGCGAUAUCCGCGGCGACGAGCGACCCUACCAAUUCUGCGAGGCGGAUGCUACCCUCGAAGGAGGUGCCGAUAACACUUACCGAGGUCUCAAUGUGGUGGGCAUUUGCAGAAACCAGAAUCCGGUGCCUGACGCCAGCCAGAUGAUUAGCCUGCCGACCGUCAGCGGUUUAAGCUCGUUGCAAACGCUUCCGCCGCUAAAUGGGCCCAGCGCCGAACUACUCGGCUUCGGCACCCGGCGAGAUCUCGGCCCAGCGGAUAUCAGCGGCACAACGGGCCUAACGCCUUGCUCACUAACGGACGAUGUUGCACCAGAUCAACUCGAGUGGUAAUCACCUUUUUUGCAUCCCGCACUUGUGUUCCACGCGUCACGUCGCCAAAGCACAGAUAGUAUAAUAGUUGUCGCCGCUAUCUGCUACAGUUAAUACAUUAAUAACACCGCAACAGAAACAAUGACAUUAAACGGGUUAGCAGCCAUUGUUCGCUACCAUCGUCGUCACCAAGACUCGAGCUGCUUGUUAUUUCAACGUGACUACAGCGUGUAACGAACGCGAUGAAGCCCACAUACUAAAACAAGUCCACGGCGUGGGUACCAGCAGGAACGGCAACGGCGCCAGUAGGAACUUCAAAUGGACGUAGAGACAUCGUGAGAAUCACACAACUGAACGCCAACUAAGAACCUAAGUUUUCGUUGUCCUCUCAUAACAGUACACGUAUGCACAUUUCUGUUUUGUCUAUUGUCUCAUACGAGUGGCGGUCAGAAGCGAUUCUCGUAAACAUAGAGUGCAUAUAGAAAUAAACAAGUGGUUGCGAAGCACUAGAUAUAAACAAAGCAUUGGUCCAAUUGCAUCAAUUGGGCACUGACCGGCCGGAGCUGAAAAAUCAACCGAGCAAUCUGCCUGCCACCUAACAAUCACUGUAGGAACGACGAAAAGCGAUAUAUCCUUGGCAAGCAAUACGCCGACCGCAAUGGCCACUAAGAACUAAGAUUGUUUAUGCGAAACAUGGGACAGGAAAUGGUAAAGCUGAAAUAAGCAUGAUUGGAUGUCACUUAGUCGGAGUCUGGGGGUAGCGCGAACAAGAUAAUGAGCCUGCGGCGCGCCAACUCGAAGAUGGGCCUGCAACAUACUUUCGCAAAUAGGGUUUUCAGGGUCAAUUUCAUGUAUAUAACAAACUUAUCUUUAGAUGAAUGCGUACCAAAAUAGGAUACCGAUAAAUAAGACGGCCGUAUGAAGCCAGUGAAGGUGAUCAUAAAACUAAUUAACAGGUGCAUGUACGAUAAUAUAUAGAAUAUUAAAGACCGAUAACGAAAAGGUGCAAGGUUUUAAUCCAACUAACAGAAACAAAGGAGCACGAUGGGUAAAGAUAGAAAAAGGGCAAGGCAAACGAAUAUAAUAGUUGAUAAGUAUACGGUGUCGCAGAAACAUAACAGAAAGAAGUGUUGUUAGUAAAUAGAAAAGAUAGCGCGUGGUUAUACCAUUGGCUAACUAGCAGAGCUGCAAGGAUGUUAAAAAACUAACCAGGUCCCCUGUAGCACGAUAGUUCAUUUUUGCUUGUCGCAACGUGGCCCAACGCAAGUGGCAAGAGCAAGGCAAAAAAAAA
Varroa destructor (honeybee mite) is the source of this 5558-nucleotide messenger RNA. RefSeq lists its product as uncharacterized. NCBI's taxonomy places the organism in Eukaryota, Metazoa, Arthropoda, Arachnida, Mesostigmata, Varroidae. The record is from RefSeq and is a predicted model, not a curated record. Gene Ontology annotation, biological process: positive regulation of transcription by RNA polymerase II; sensory organ development; axon development. Gene Ontology annotation, molecular function: DNA-binding transcription factor activity, RNA polymerase II-specific; E-box binding; protein dimerization activity. Gene Ontology annotation, cellular component: nucleus.